Anopheles aquasalis is the source of this 1480-nucleotide messenger RNA. Its product is annotated as LON peptidase N-terminal domain and RING finger protein 3-like. Gene Ontology annotation, biological process: protein autoubiquitination. Gene Ontology annotation, molecular function: ubiquitin-protein transferase activity. NCBI's taxonomy places the organism in Eukaryota, Metazoa, Arthropoda, Insecta, Diptera, Culicidae. The record is from RefSeq and is a predicted model, not a curated record.
CAGCACCACCGUAACAUCUACAGAGUGUGCAACAAGAGCAAACAACAAAAAAAUCUGACAUUAAACUGUGCGAUAGGUUUGAUGUGUUAAAGAAGAACGAGAACGGAAACGGAACGGGUUUAGGAUCGUUUAGGUUCGGUGGUUUCUGUGUUAUCCACAGUUAGUGAGUCACCGGGGACGUUAAAAGGCAAAUGUAAAACUCGCCACAAUAUGGGCAGCCAAGCGUCGAGCAUAUCCUUACGGAUGCUACCGCAUGACACGAUGGAUUCCUUGCAGUUCGAGAUCAAAAAGCAGGUUCACAUCUAUUCCGAAAUCAACAAUCUGGCGUACGAUGACUUCCAGAAAUGCCUCGCCGAUCUCAACCGGCUUGCACGCAAGUGUCUCGAUGCGGAUGGCAAGCAGUUGGUUUUUGCGGUGAAGAAGGGUACGGAUAACUCAAUCCUUUGGAAACGCACGGUGCGCAUCGCUUGCGUGAAGAUCCACCCGGAAACGCGCAAGAUCGAUUGCUACAAGCUGCUGACGCUGCAACAAUUUCUGCAAGUCUUUCGCACCAUUCAGACCAACUUGCAUGCCAUGGUAACAGUUGAAAGCCAACGGAUCCAUAGUCCUACAAAAAACCAGGUGACCAAGACGUUAGCAGCAGGGGGAGUAAGCUCGAGUCUCAGCACAGUCUCGAUUAAUAGCAGCCGGGACAGCGUCGCUGGUCUGAACAAUGAAUCGGUGCAGCAGCCAGCAAACGUGGAGCAACCUGGUUCGUCUGGGCAUGCGGAGGUUGGAACAACGAGCCCGCAGGGGGUCCAUUCAACCCUUUCCUCAUCGCCUACAUCAUCGUCAUCAACGUCAUCGGUGGCGUUUCUUUUUCCAGAAACAGCAGCCACCACUUCAAUGCUAAUGGCACAGGUAGAUGCUGUCACAGCAACGGUAACCGGUAGUGUCCAAUCAACGAACGACGAGAAUGAUGGACCGGUGGAACAGAACGAGUGCUGCAUUUGUCUCGAGCGGAAGCCGGAGGUAUCCCUCCCGUGUGCCCACAGCUACUGCAUGCCAUGUAUCGAGCAGUGGAACAUCCACCAAAAGACAUGUCCCAUCUGCGACGAGGAGCUCGCUACAACCGACGACACAUGGGUCCUGUCCGAAAUGCCCGAGGCAGACGAGGUUAGUGAAGAGAUCUGUGCUACGCUCAUGAAACUUUCAAACGACUCGUUCGAUGAGGAAAGCGACAAGAAAUGGUGGCGCAGAAUGCUUAAUUUGUGAUAUGGACAAGCAAGGUAUAAGUAAUACAGUACAGUAAUAGGGACAUUGAAUAGUAGUUCGCCGACAGACCGGUGGUUGUUGCUGGUUGUUUCACCAUAGAUAAGCGUGUGGCCAAUGAAGAGUCAACAAAUCCGAUGUUAAUCAGCCAAUAGGGUAAAAUGCCCGCCUUGUAUCUGUUCAUGCUAGUAAACUCAAUAAAAUUAAAAUACUAACCCAUUAUUAUUAA